Poecilia reticulata (guppy) is the source of this 1086-nucleotide messenger RNA. NCBI's taxonomy places the organism in Eukaryota, Metazoa, Chordata, Actinopteri, Cyprinodontiformes, Poeciliidae. The record is from RefSeq and is a predicted model, not a curated record.
GAGAGUCCAAACUGCAACCUGGAAACUCUCAUCUUGUCAGGCUGUCUGAUCUCAGAGGAAGGCUGUGCUUCUCUGGCCUCAGCUCUGACCUUUAAYCCCUCCCAUCUGAAAGAGUUGGACCUGAGCUACAAUCAUCCAGGAGACUCAGGAGUGAAGCUGCUGUCGGCUGGACUGAAAGAUCCAAACUGGAGACUGGAAACUCUCAGGGUGGAGCCUGCUGGAGUCCGAUGGUUGACACCAGGUCUGAGGAAGUAUUCCUGUCAACUCACCGUCGACACAAACACAGUGAACAGAAAUCUCAAACUGUCUGAAAGCAACAAGAAGGUGAUACAUGUGGAGGAGCUCCAGUCAUAUCCUGAUCAUCCAGACAGAUUUGAUUACAGGCAUCCUCAGCUGCUCUGUGGAACUGGUCUGACUGGUCGGUGUUACUGGGAGGUCGAGUGGAGAGGAGUUGUUUAUUUAUCAGUGAGUUAUAGAGGAAUCAAGAGGAGAGGAGGCAGCGAAGACUGUAUGUUUGGAGGAAAUGAUAAGUCCUGGAGUCUGAGAUGCUCUGAUCAUCAUGGCUACUCUGUGUGGCACAAUAACAUAAAAGCACCCGUAUCCUCCUCCUCCUCUGUCUCUAACAGAGUAUCAGUGUAUGUGGACUGUCCUGCUGGCAUUCUGUCCUUCUACAGUGUCUCCUCUGACUCUCUGAUCCACCUCCACACCUUCAACACCACAUUCACUGAACCUCUGAUUCCUGGAUUUAGAGUUUGGUUUUCUGGUUCCUCUGUGUCUCUGUGCUGAGUUGAGUCUCCUCCUCUCAGAGAAACUUUCACUUUUUAAUGGAUAGUUCAUGUCUGUGUAUUUUACUCAGAAACACAUUUUUAGGUUCAUGAAUUCAAUCUGUUUCUUGAAGGAUUUUUAUGAAAUGUCUUCCUCUUCCAGUCCUAAAUUUGGAUUAUUCCAGAAUCCACAUAAUUUUUGUCCAAAUCCAGUAAACAUUUCACACAGAUUAUCAGAAUGUUGAUGAUCUCUUGGUUUUAUCCAUUCAUUCAUGAGUUGCAUUUUAUUUAAAUGUUAUGUUAUCUGUUUAUUCUUUUCUAA